Molecule: messenger RNA, 810 nt
Organism: Emys orbicularis (European pond turtle)
Lineage: Eukaryota; Metazoa; Chordata; Testudines; Emydidae
Gene: C2H7orf78
Product: chromosome 2 C7orf78 homolog
Exons: 4
Coding region: 1-810 (269 amino acids)
Source: RefSeq, a predicted model, not a curated record
AUGCUCACCACUAGCUACAAAGGCAGACAGCCCACCUUCUCUUUUGAAAGACAAAUCAAAUUUUCUGCAUGCCUGGAUUUGGCCUUUGCACAGAAUCAAAGUUUUGUGCAGCAGCUCCGAGCCACCCCGCAGAGAGAUAUAUGGCAAAAGCAGCCUCCCGAUUUUAGCCACAAAUUCUAUAAAUCUUCCAGGCCUUCACGAAAACCACCAGAAAAGGAAAAGGAAGAUCUGAAGAAGGCCAAUAGCACUGAGACUAAGCAACAGCUGCCAAAGAUAAAGACCAGCCAGUUCCACACUGCUUCGGAAAGGAAGAAAGAGUUGCCCAAGAUUGUCACAAGGUUUCCACACGUGGGCUCAUAUGAAGUGGAUAUAAUGUUUGUGGAGAAUGGAAAAUAUAAGACUGGCAUAUACCAAGAUCCCAAACCACAUGAUUUUAGGCAGUAUGAAACUAAUAUACCAGACUUUGUGACAAGUUACUCCAGAGACCCUUUCAAUUUAAAGUUCAAAUCUCAGCAUUUAAAUGCAGUUCAUGGACUUCAGCCAUUGAAAGACAAGCAAAAGGACACCAAGGGGAGAUUCAUUACUUACAAGCCUCGUGAAUGCAAAUGGGAAUCCAGGCUAAUUCUGCCAAAGAACCCUUGGCCACCGAAGUCUGCUUCAUUUACGAGACACAGAAGGCGACGUGGUGCCCACACGGCGUUCCUAGAUCGUGUGGAUGAAAAGCUAUGUACAAUAUGGCAGGAGGAAGUAGGUGGUGAUGUUGUACUGUUCCCUGUGGAGCAAACCCAGUGUCUCCUUAGGGCCACAUGA